UUAACAAUUUCGGAAGUUAUCAAUUCACAUCAGAUUAAAUAUGCUUAAUUUUCAUGUAAUCGACAUGAAGCUAUGUUUUUCAUUCAUUUUCAAGGAAAGUUUGAUUUAUUUUUUGGAUGAACGUUUAUUGGAAAAUAAUUGACAACUAUACAUAUUUCGGAUAGAAUGAAAGAAUAACUAUAUCGGAUAAAAAAAAUCUUAAGUCUUUCAUUGAAAUAUGCAAACUUCUUUGUAAUAAACUUGGAAAAAGAUGGCCUAGUAACAACUAGAAUAACAUCUUUACAUGUAAAGGUAAACGUUAUAAGGGUAAAAGUGUGGACAAAUGUGAACAAAAUUCACCAUGUUUUCUCGACUGGCAAAGUUCAGACGCACUGGUGAGGAAUAUGAAGAUCUGGACAGGGUUGAAAUGGACAUCACAGAGCCUGCAAUGAGACGCUAUGCAGGGAUUGGGGAAGGAGAAGCCCCCAGUUCAGAGCAGGCGGCACAGGAGGAUGUCAGGAAGGAGCCAAAGGAAGAGACAUUCACGAUCCAGCAAGCCAUAGAUAACAUUGGGUUUGGAAAGUUCCAGGUCAAGUUGUCCAUCCUGACCGGAAUGGCUUGGAUGGCUGAUGCGAUGGAGAUGAUGAUUCUGUCCAUUUUGUCGCCUGCCCUGCACUGUGACUGGCAAAUCAACGAGUGGAAACAGGCAUUCAUCACCACUAUUGUGUUCUGUGGGAUGAUGUGUAGCUCUGGCAUUUGGGGCGUCAUUUGUGACAAGUAUGGCCGAAGAUCGGAGCUGAUCCUGUGUUCUGUGUUCACCUGCUACUUUGGAUUCCUGAGUGCGUUUGCCCCCACCUUCAUCUGGCUUCUCAUUCUGCGAGGACUCGUAGGCUUCGGCAUUGGAGGGGCACCUCAGUCAGUGACCUUGUACUCUGAAUUUCUGCCGACAGCGUCAAGGGCAACCUGUGUCAUACUGGUAGAGAUAUUCUGGGCUAUUGGGGCGUGUUUUGAGGUGUUGCUGGCCCUGGCAGUGAUGCCCACCCUUGGCUGGAGAUGGCUGCUGGGUCUCUCUGCUGUCCCUCUUCUGAUCUUCUCAUGCUGUUGUGCGUGGUUGCCAGAGAGUGCACGGUUUGACAUGACCCGUGGUAAUCGGGAACGAGCCCUGGCAACCCUGGAGAGAAUCGCCAAGGACAACGGAAAACCCAUGCCCCUUGGAAAACUUGUGGAACCUUCUGUCCAAGCAAGCAAGAGAGGCAGUGUACGGGAUUUGUUUAUUCCUGAACUGAAGAAAACCACCCUCAUUCUUUGGGUUAUAUGGCUGGUGUCUGCCUUUGCAUAUUACGGCAUCGUUCUUAUGACAACAGAACUGUUUGAAUCACCAGAUGGCUGCCAUGGCACAACAAAGAACAAGUCUCCAUCAGAUCCAAGCUGCUAUGUACACUGCAAGUCUCUCACAAGGGAUGAUUAUGUAGACCUUACCUGGACCACAUUAGCCGAGUUCCCAGGGUUGUUCCUGACCGUGUUCAUCAUUGAACGCAUAGGCAGAAAGAUGACCAUGGCUGUAGAAUUCUUCUUCUUUGCAGUAUUUGUUCUCCUAGCAAAUAUAUGUACUACAAGGCCAGUGUUAACAUUUUUCCUGUUUGUUGCACGAGCCUUGAUAUCGGGGGCGUUCCAGGCUGCCUAUGUGUACACGCCAGAGGUUUACCCAACGUCAAUGCGGGCGAUAGGGCUUGGUUCGUGUAGUGGUAUGGCCAGGGUCGGUGCAAUCGUCACUCCCUUUGUAGCACAGGUUUUGCUGAAAGUGUCGGCAUAUCUGGCAAUAAGCACAUAUGGAGUUAUGGCUCUUUUGGCCACCAUAGCUGCUUGUCUGUUGCCUAUAGAAACCAAGGGUAGGGAACUGAAGGAUCACAGCCAUGAUCAUGAAGUGAGGAUCCAACCAGUGAAGACCACCAAACCAAGUUAAAGGGCUGACAGAGCCAGUAGAACCAUGAUGUUAUAGUGACUGAAAACAAUAUUAGUGGGACUGGGGGUAUACUGCCUAUUUUUUCGUCUUACACGAGAAUUGUUUAACAUGAGUAGAUAUAACAAUGUUGUACAUAUAUCUGAGGUUCUAAAUGGGUUCUUAUAUUCAGUUUUGAGAGCUUUUAGCUUCAGACUGAACAUUUAUGAAGAACUAUUUUUUUGCUCUGAUAUUUGCAUAAAUUUACUGUACGAAGUACCUUGAAAUUAAUAUAAAAAUGAGUGUAAAUAUUUACAAAAGUGGUCUUUAUCCAGUGUUAGACAUAAAUACCUCAUUCAAAUAGACACUCAGCUAUUUUUCAAAAUUGACAAUUACCAUCUCUUAGAACCACUGAUAUAAUGAACGAAGACUAGUGUUAUGUAUUUGUGUUUUAGAUAUUUACAAAAUUCCAUCAGAUAUCUUUACAAUGCACGUUUAAGUUAAUUGUGCAUGUUCCCAACCAGACAUCAUAGAAUACCUGUACUUGUAUUUCAUCUUCUUAAUGAUUAGGAGUAUAAUGAGCUUAUUAUUUAGUUGGGUUUAUGUGUUCCAAUAAUGCUAAAUGCUUAUCUAUACUGUAAGAGUAGCCAAACUUGAAAAGUCAAGACAUUAACUAUUGAAUGAACCUAUUUAAGCAAAUGUUUCAGUUGUGAAUUUUUAUAAGUCUUUUUAACCAAGAAAAUUAUUUCAUUAAGCAAAUAAGUUUUAUGUCAAUAAUGUGUCACUUGUCUUAACCUUUGCUUAAAACUGGAAAAGAUUUCUGUGGUUUCAAUUUUUCGACUGAUUAUGUUUGUACAUGUAUUAUAAUUAUAAAAAAGAAAUUAAAGAAUGUUGAGGCAUUUUGUUUAUUCUGUAAGCUAAUGGAGGAUAUUGUAAUAUCUUUUCUAUUUGGUUGUGUACAUCAAUAUACAUUUAAACCUACUUACGUUUUUUUACAUAAGCAUUCCAUGAACUAUAUAUAUUUUUAGCUUUAUAUUUUUGUGUGAACUUUUGUUAAAAAAUGGUAAAUAUUUUCUACUUUGUUAAUAUUGUUACCUCAUUUUUCUAUAUUUAUACAAUUAAUUUAAAGGUAAUCAUUUAAUCAGUUGAAUACAGAGGACUUAAUCAUCAUUGCAACAGUUUUAAGCACUUGACAAUAAUUUAUACAUACAUCAACUAUGUUAGUAGCAGCUGUAAGCUAAGACAGUAUCUGUACAGGGGUCCCAAAGUUUAGGCUUAAUCUUGUUAUUAGGAUUUAGAGUUUUUAAAACAAUUUUAAAUGGGUCAUAGCCCCUUUACCCUGCUUUUGCAUGAAACCAUCUUACUCAAACAGCCCCUGGCUUUUUUCAGGAUUGACAAUUAUCUGCUGUUAGAGCCCAUGAAUUUAUUAUGUGCUUUCUGGUGCUUCAAAGUGUAAGUUAAUGAGAUAGAAUUGAUAUAGGUCACCGUUUAAAUUUUUUGGCCCGUUUUGCAUUCCAAAUCAAAUGUCAGCGCACACAUAGCUUGGACAAAAUAUCAAUUUGUUAACGUUGUAGUAUCAAUUUUUGUCAUUUCGAACGAGUUUUAAGCAAAAGUAAAAGAAUCUGUUUCAGUGAAAUAUCUAUUUUAUUUCAUCAAGUAAACAACAAAAGCUGCCCAUUUUUAAAGAUGUUACUUUCGAUUUUCACCUGAUGAAAUCCCACUGAAACAAACAAUUAUUCGCUUUAUUCUCUCCCCUGGGAAAACAUACGUAGUUAAAAGGAGUUCUUUUUAAUGCUAACCUUAAUAUUCAGGGGUCAUGUUCAUAAAGCAUCUUUUCAACUUAUUGAAAGUACUGUUAAUUUUGACAGCAGUUAUUUUAUAUCCCCUCUUUUUCUUCAAAUUUCUUCCUAGGAAGAUAUUGUUUAGACCAUUUUCUUUCCUAUUUUUUCAUAUUUUGGGUGUUCAAACAAAGUUUUCUUCAUAUUGAAAUAAGAAAGAGGCAAUUUUCGACUUAGUUGAAAAUUGUCACUAAGAUGCCUUAAGAAUACGACCCCAGCAUUGCAUCUUUUCCAUAUUAAAGAGCUUUCAAACACAUGUUUUACAAUAUUGAAUCUCAUACAUUAUAUUUCCAUGUCCCUUUAUUUAUGAAAUGAUGCAUUUAUUUCUGAUUUCUGUCAGUCGUGUAAAGAUAUAUUUCAUAGUGUGCUUUGGGAAACCUAUAUUAAUUAAAAUGUACUCAUACGCAAUACAUGAUCGUUUCCAAGACACGGUAUCAUAAUGUUAUCAUUUGUUGAUAAACUUUUAAAAUGCGAACAUUUUUUGUUUGUGUUUAGUGGCCUGGCCUUUUGCCUUCAACCCUCAAUGUAUAACCAUAAAAUCUUGAUUCAAAAGCCACUUUUUAUAACAGAGUAAUUAUAUGUUAAGUUCACUUUUUAAAAUGAAUGUGAACUUAUUUACAUUUAUAUAUACGUACAUGAUUGUUGUGUUCACAAUAUGUUUAAAUUUAAAUUUAGACAUAGGAUUGAUACUUGACUAGAUUUUAUCUGUUCACUUUAAUUCAACAUUCCUAUAUACUUUACAUGUAAAUUCAUUCCAGCUUACUUCGUACUGUGUUCAACUUGGGACCAGUAAAACAUGUGCAACCUUCUCAUACAGUAUCAUGAUGCCAGGCUAGAAUGUCAUGGUAUUGUCAGUGGGUGCAUCAUUAUGUUUUUUUUGUUAACUUGGUCAUAACUUAAAAUCCUUGCAAGAUAUUCAAAUGAAACUUGGUACACAUGUUGACACAUCCAAUUAACACAUGUACAGCAAGGCACAUAACUCUUACUUUAAUAGUUGUUGAGUUAUUUUCCUUUCUUGACUGAAAAUUUACAGACAGGCAUUGCAACUGCUCUGCUGUGCUCUUGUUACAUAUAACUUUGACUGAUCAUCACCGAUUCAUCUUUGUCAUACUGUUGUGAUUCUUUUACUGUAACUUAGAAAUCCAUAAGAUUAUAUUCAUUUAUUGUGAUAAUUAUAGUGUAGAUGGGUAGACAAUUAAUGUUGUGAAAUGGUGUGGCCAAAAUGGUAGUUUUUAGAGUAGCAAUGGUUGUUAAACUAUAACCCUUGAAAAAUGAACAAUUAUGGUUAUUAAAAAGUAGUUAUAUUAAAAAUCUAAAAUGUUAGUAGAAAUAUAUAACUAGAGCAUUAGUAUUUAUUUUUUAUUAAGGCAAUAUAAAAAGAAAAUUUACAUGUUAAUGACAGAAGAUUAUGGUAUACAGUGCAAUCAAUGAUCAUAUCACAUACGUGUGUAUAUUGUGCGACAUAAUAUUUAUUUGAAAAUAUGAAUCUGUUAUUAUUUACAUAUUAUAUAUCAGAUUUUGUUGUUUUGAGCUGUGCUCUUUCUUGUGAUUAAUGUCAAAUAUAUACGUUGAAAACAUCA
Molecule: messenger RNA, 5336 nt
Organism: Mya arenaria
Lineage: Eukaryota; Metazoa; Mollusca; Bivalvia; Myida; Myidae
Product: synaptic vesicle 2-related protein-like
Exons: 16
Coding region: 341-1942 (533 amino acids)
Biological process (GO): transmembrane transport
Cellular component (GO): membrane
Molecular function (GO): transmembrane transporter activity
Source: RefSeq, a predicted model, not a curated record